Molecule: messenger RNA, 2080 nt
Organism: Drosophila novamexicana
Lineage: Eukaryota; Metazoa; Arthropoda; Insecta; Diptera; Drosophilidae
Gene: HPS1
Product: Hermansky-Pudlak syndrome 1 protein homolog
Exons: 2
Coding region: 186-2000 (604 amino acids)
Biological process (GO): vesicle-mediated transport
Cellular component (GO): BLOC-3 complex
Molecular function (GO): guanyl-nucleotide exchange factor activity
Source: RefSeq, a predicted model, not a curated record
AAAACAACAUCUGAAUCCACAAUCUGCGUUUUCUUUUUAAUAAAUACACACUGAACUUGGUUGGUUUAACUUUAUUACGUGGCAGCCGAAGUAUCGCUGCCUGCCGCACGCCGCGGAUUAACUACACAAAUAGACAAAACCAGUGCAUUGUGCUGUUUUAGCCGUUUUUUCUUUCUGAUAAGAAAAUGGACGGUCUAAUUGUAUUCAAUAGCGCCAACGAUGUGGCUUAUCAAAAUUUGAAUGGAGAUCUAACGGAGAAAAUAUGCAAUAUAGCAAUUGCACAAGGUUUGGUGCCUGCCGGCAGCGUAACGACACCCGGCGCCGCCCUGGACAGCAAUGUCCUGUUGCAGAUAUUCAGUCCCAUUAUCAGCUCACAGCGGAUUAUGCACUGUCAGUUUGACAAUGCCUAUGCGAGCUUCCAGUGCGAGAAUGGCUUCAAUUUGGCCUUUGGCGAGCUCCUGGGUUUCACCUUUUUGAAAAUUGGCCAAACCGAGAUUGAGCAACUGAUGCGGCAACUGGGCGUGGCCAUAACACUGACACGCUACUUUUACGGUGCCAAUUUGUUUGGCGUACAGGCUGGAGCCAUGCAGCAGGAGCUGCUGACGCUGUGCCUCAACUGUUAUGAGUCGCAGCUGUGGCAGGAGGAGCAGGCCUAUUUGCUGGAGGCAUUGCCCAAGCUGCUCAUCAACACGGAACUGAAACGCACUGUGCACGUGACACUGGAUGCGACGCUGGAGCAACUGCGACAAACGGGCGGACAGCAACGGGCACAUGCCCUGCUUCUUGUCUCGCAUAAGCUGGUGGCAUUGAAUAGCACACGCCAGGCGCUUCCCUUGGCGCCCGCCGAUUUGCUCUUUCUGGCCAUCUUAGCGCGAGCGCUGCAAUCCCAGAAAUCCCAACGCGCCGUGGCCGUUUUCCUUCAAGGAGUUUCACACGAUGUCAAUUCUGGCUGUGUGCCUAGCAUUGUGCAUCUUUCGCGCCUGCAUGGCCAUCAGGUGCUGCUGCAGAUCAUCGAGUACGGCAACAUGCCGCUAACCAGCUCCAUAUACGACACAUUCUUUGUGCUGCAGAAGAUUGUGGCCGUGCAGCAGCAGGGCGAUGCGGAUGCAUUGAAGCCCGCCUACGAGAGUCUGGAAUCUUUUGUCAGCCAGACCUUGACGGCGCUUAAGCGCCAUCUGAAGCAAAAACACGAGGAUUUGGAGAGCUGUGUCAAAAAGUUUACGGCGCGCUGGGAGAAUCUACGCAAGAUGUACGUGGAAUUCUUCAAGAGUUUCGAGCGCGAGCUGCUCGUACGCAUCGAGUCCAAUUUGCCAGCUUUUGUGGAGGAGCUGAAGCAACUGUUUACGCUCUCCUUGGCCAGCUGCGACAGCGCCAGCAAUCAGCAGCUGGAUCAGCUGGCCGACUCGGCAGCUGUGGUUGAGGCCAAGCUGCUGGAAUUUGCCGAAUUCCUGGCGGUCAAGGCGGCACGCAACAUCUCCAUUGAUGCUUACUUGGAGGACUUUCCAGGCCUGGUGCAUUUCAUGUACGUCAAUCGCAGCUCCGGUCAAAUGCUGGCGCCGGACUUGCGUCAAAACAGUCCACAGCUGCUGCCCAAGUCCAAACUGUGGCACAUGGUGGAGUUCACUCGCAGCUAUUUAAAGAAGGGUCAAACCACAGUCAUGUGGAAGGAUCGCACAUUCCACUACUCUUAUUUCCUCUGGUUUGAGGAUCUAUCGGGUGGCAUAUUGAAAUGCACCCUGGACUUGCAACAGCAUUUCCUAUCCACGGGCUUUGGCGCCGGUGGCAAUGGGCAGAAGACACCAGCCGAGCCUGGUGCACUGCCCAUGGAUUACUACAGCGAGCUGGCCGAGCUUUGCUUUCCCAAGCUGGCGCCGGGCAAAGUGCGCGUCUAUGAAUUGUACUGCAUACAUUUGGGCCUCGUCACGGCCACCUGCGCCGUCGAGCAUGCCCGCCGCUUGGUGGCCACCAUCAGCGAUGUGGUUGGCGAGGAAACAUUUUAAAUGGCAUUCCAUAAUUUAUACACUUUGGUAUUCCAUUAGGUCGCCGUAAACUAGUUGUUAACGAAUAAAUCCUUAAAAAU